Molecule: messenger RNA, 975 nt
Organism: Vicia villosa (hairy vetch)
Lineage: Eukaryota; Viridiplantae; Streptophyta; Magnoliopsida; Fabales; Fabaceae
Exons: 2
Coding region: 1-975 (324 amino acids)
Molecular function (GO): protein dimerization activity
Source: RefSeq, a predicted model, not a curated record
AUGGCUAACUCUUGUAAUAAAGCUAGGAAUUUUUUUGGAGUUGUUCAACGCAUCUAUAAAAUUUUUGCCAAUUCUACUAAGAGAUGGCAAAUUUUGAAAUAUAAUGUAAAAGGGUUGACUCCAAAAUCGUUGUCAUCCACUCGUUGGGAGAGUCGGGUAGAAAGUGUCAAAGCUAUAAGAACACAAAUGUCUGAUUUUACAGAAGCUUUACUUGAAGUGUCAGAAAAUGAUCUCGAUCCUAAAAUACAAAAUGAAGCCAAAUCCUUAGCAACAAAUGAGCUUGGUGAUUUUGAGUUUUUGAUGGCUAUAAUUAUUUGGUUUGAAAUAUUAUCUGCAAUUAAUUCUGUUAGUAAGCUUUUACAAGAAAAGGAUAUGCUUAUUGAUGUUGCUAUGGAAAAAAUAAAGGGAUUGAUUUCAUUUUUUGAGGGAUAUAGAGAAACGGGUUUUUAUAAGGCACUGAUUAGUGCUAAGGAAAUUGCGAGAUUUGAGCAAUACCAAGAGUAUGAAAGUACUUUUGGUUUCUUGUUUACUUCUCACAAGUUACAAUCAUUGGAUGAUGCAACUUUAAAGUCUUGUUGUAGUAACUUUGAAAGAGUAUUGAAACAUAAUGAGCAAUCUGAUAUUGAUGGGAGUGAAUUUUUUGCGGAGUUAAAGUCCCUUAGAGAAAGGUUUCCGGAAGAAAUUAUAAAUCCUACCGAUAUAUUAUUAUUUUUGAAAGGCUUGGAUUGUUUUCCUAAUACAGUUAUUGCAUAUAGAAUUUUAUUGACUAUUCCUGUGACAGUUGCUUCUGCGGAGAGAAGUUUUUCAAAAUUGAAGUUAUUAAAGACUUACUUGCGGUCUACCAUGUCACAAGAAAGACUUAAUGGAUUGGCAUUGAUAGCUGUUGAAAAUGAUCUUUUGGAGAGAGUAAAAUAUGAAGACCUAGUUGAUGAUUUUGCUUCAAAAAGUGUUAGGAGAAAGGCUCUUUUUAAUUAG